CGCUCGUUUCGAGCGUCCACCAGCCCAACAUGACCUUCCAAGCAUGUGUAUAAACUACAAAGCUCAUUUUCUCUCGGCCUCUCUCACUCACCCCACCACCCCACCACCCCUCCCACAUCCCACACCAUUCACAAUACCACACCAUUCACCGCACCACAGCACACCAUUCACCACACUAGUCUUCACACCACCAUGCUAACCAUCCCCUGCAACUGCUCCGACGUCAGCACACGGUGCAAGUUCCUACGUCGCCGGGGCUGCCCCACAGAUCCAGAAGCGGGAGAAACGAUGUCGCCGUGCAACCACUGGAUCCACGGGAAGUGUCUGGCGGAGUGGGCGCUCAAGAUGCGCUACGAGGGGUCCGAUAAGUGGAUCCGCCCGUGCGGCUGCAUAUGUCCGCUCGGCUCCACGGGCCUCUCGUGGUGGUUGUGGGAGCGCUUUGGGUAUCUCGUAGAUACUGAGUUGCAAAAGCCGACGAAGGAGAUGCUAGAGGAGUCGAAGCGACGGAGGGAAAAGAAGGUGGACGAGAAGGAGGGAUGGGGGAGUAGCAUCGGCCAGUAUACGAGACGGACCCUCAAGCUCGUUGAGAUAUGCAACGGUCGUACCGGCAACCUGAAUACAUUAGCCAGAACCUUCGCUCGCGGACUGGAGGACCACAGUACCUAUUCGGAGACUCUUGAGCACCUCGGUAGCCUGGACUCUGCAGGGCAGGGAGAGGAUGUGGUGUAUAAGGUGGUCUUGGACGUCAAGCAGAUCGAUAAAGAUGACCGAGACGUUCCCCCGGGUUAUGAUUACAAUACUGACACAAUUGAGAUGGUGGAGAGAUUUGCGAUGAAGAAGAAGGUGGAAGAAGCUCAGAAGGAUGAGCCGAAGGCACUGGCCUUAGAUAUGGAGAAGAUGAUGGAGAAGAUGAUGGAGCAGAGGACGAAGGAGACCAAACUGCUAAGUCCGCUCCUCCAUCAGCGAGUCCCACGCAAGUCCGGAAAAGUCCCAAUCAGGCCCGCAAGGGUCCCGCAAGGGUCCCGCUCCUUCGGCAGCUGGUCUCACUCAGGUCUGACCAAGUCCCGCUAGAUCGAUCAUCUGUGCAUACCGGGCAAAGCCCGCGUCCAAGCCGCCUCUGCUCCGUGGGGCGCCGCAUCGGACUGGUCGGUACCGGGGGGUUUUUUCACCUGGACUAGCCAGCGCGGACAGGAAACGGAGGUCGUGGGUUCGCCAUAGUCUAGAUAGGCUGCAUGCGAAAUAAAACAGGAAGAUCUCUCUCUCUCUCCCGCCUCUGCUCCCACGCCCCUUAAUAGUAACCCCAGG
Tricharina praecox is the source of this 1305-nucleotide messenger RNA. RefSeq lists its product as uncharacterized. The record is from RefSeq and is a predicted model, not a curated record. The transcript is spliced from 3 exons. NCBI's taxonomy places the organism in Eukaryota, Fungi, Ascomycota, Pezizomycetes, Pezizales, Pyronemataceae. Bases 193 to 1071 code for a protein of 292 amino acids.